CGGCGUUCCCACUCUAUAUAUAGAUACUUUACUCAGGUAGAGAUCUGCUUAGGUAGCUGUACAUUGUUAAUGUAAUGCACCAGCUAGACUUCGUUAACUGGACGGAGCAGGGUAUGGGGGCGGGUGUUGAUUCAGUAAGUUGGACACUAAGGGAUAACACUAUCAUUAUAUUAAAACUGCAUGCCAGUUGUGAACCUAGAUAACUAAUACAAAUUGUGUAUGUCAUAGGACCUGAAUUCUUAUACACUGUGUACUGGAUCAGCACAAACCCACAUCCUCUCUACGUGAAUUGCAAGAGAAAGGAGACAAAAUUAAAGAGAGAAAUAAAAUGACUUUUGAAGCUAUUUGCACAUUAAAGAUUGGGAACUCAAAUUCAAUAGCUGGGCUAGGGGUUACUACAGCAACACGUCAGUGCCAGCACCAUACACUGAGCACAAGAUAGACCAAUCAGGAUACAAUAUUACUGCAAUAGACACACAAUAGUAAUGGGUUGUCAAUACUAUAGAAGUAAUAUUAUCAAUGUUUCCUAUUGAAUGACUAUAAGAUUUCUAAAGAGAGUUUAAACUCUUGAUAACCCCCCUUCCGUUCGGAUGUGGCAGCCCUACUCAGCAAAAUAUUUCUUUAGCUUGACAUUAAAUGAUGACUAAAUACACACGCGGAGAUUCUGAAUCUACAGAUAUGGAUGGAAAGAAAUGUCCAAUGCAAACGAAGGAGGACACCCCUCCCACUGAAGACUGCAAGGACCAGGGGAAGAUUGAUGACACGCGCUUGGAACCCCCAGACACUGAGACCCAGGGGACAGAUCCAGAGGAUUCUGAUCCAAUGAACGAAACUAUCGUGCUCCACCUGUACCCCAUGCACCAGUCUUGCCUUGACCAGGAUCAGCUCACUGGCCUGGGCAACGGCUUGGAGGAUUCCUCGGACCCCAGGAGAAGCGAGGGUCUCAACAAACACUCGACCACCCUCACCAACCGGCAACGCGGCAACGAAGCCACGGCACCACCUGCCACCCUUGACUCUCUUUCAGUACACCAACUGGCAGCUCAAGGAGAAAUCGCCAAGCUGGAUGAGCACAUCUGCAAGGAUGACUCACUGCUCAGCAAACAGGAUGAACGGGGCUUCACCCCUCUCAUGUGGGCUGCUGCGUUUGGGGAGGUUGCAACGGUCACCUACCUGCUGGAAAAGGGUGCUGAUCCCAGAGUUCUAGCUCGGGAGCGUGAGAGCGCCCUGUCCCUAGCCAGCUCUGGGGGUUACACAGACAUCGUCAACACUCUGCUCAAACACCACGUGGAGAUCAACACUUACGACUGGAAUGGAGGAACUCCUCUUCUCUAUGCGGUGCGUGGGAACCAUGUGAAGUGUGUAGAGUCUCUGCUGGGCCGGGGAGCAGACCUGACCAUGGAGGCAGACUCCGGAUACAGCCCCAUGGAUUUAGCUGUGGCUCUGGGACACAAGAAGGUCCAACAGGCUAUUGAAACUCACAUCCUCAAUUUACUCAAGAGGAAAGAAUAGCGCAGAGGGGAAGUCUUUGCAGAGAACGCAUGCAAGAUUCUGGUGUGGUCUACAGACAGUACCCAAAGACUUUGAUAUGUUUGGUAUGUCUACCUUGUUUGUGAUGCAAAGGGGGGUACUCUGAGACGAAUUGCUCCCUCACUGUGAUGCGGACUGCGGGCAGACUUUCGCGAAAGGCUUAGUCUACCCACAGGGUCAGCGACCGGCACCGCCUUCCUUCUUCGCAAUGCACUUUUGAAGCACCCUUGAGUUUUUCAAUCAGGAGCCUUUUUUAAAAAUAACUCGAGUGAAGAGUGAUGCCUUAAACACGCACAUGACUUUCUGAAAUGAGAUUUGAAACAGACUUUAAAGUUGUACGUGUAAAAAGUUGUCAGGAUGUUAACAAUGAAAAGAAAAAAGUAUAGAUCUGUUAUUAAUGCUA
Messenger RNA from Polyodon spathula (Mississippi paddlefish), 1933 nucleotides. RefSeq names its product regulatory factor X-associated ankyrin-containing protein (gene rfxank). The transcript has 8 exons. Gene Ontology annotation, molecular function: protein binding. The coding region runs from base 637 to 1512 and encodes 291 amino acids. Gene Ontology annotation, biological process: regulation of transcription by RNA polymerase II. Gene Ontology annotation, cellular component: nucleus. NCBI's taxonomy places the organism in Eukaryota, Metazoa, Chordata, Actinopteri, Acipenseriformes, Polyodontidae. The record is from RefSeq and is a predicted model, not a curated record.